Molecule: messenger RNA, 3483 nt
Organism: Penicillium egyptiacum
Lineage: Eukaryota; Fungi; Ascomycota; Eurotiomycetes; Eurotiales; Aspergillaceae
Source: the annotation of a GenBank genome assembly
AUGGUUGAAUUGACAUGGAAUAGGAGUUUGCGGACAGAAUCGCGACCCUCGAGGGCCGUUAAAGCAAUGGCACCUGCACCACCAGCUGUCCAGCCUCGCUUCGAGGCCUGCGCUUCGACGGCGUCCUUAUUCCUCUAUGCCCAGGGCUCAACAAUCCUAUGUUUGCAUCAUGAUACAUUGGCAAUCGAGCGACGUUUUCAGAGUCACCAGGAAAACAUUGACUUCAUAUCGGUGGAUAAUGUGAGCGAGCGAGGUGCGGGGAGAUUGGUUGUCAGUUACGAUGUAGGGCAGACGGCGAUUGUGUGGGAUAUCUUCACCGGCACGGAGAUUGCCCGGUUUGCUUCCUUCGAUCAUCUGCGAAUAGCUUCGUGGAUGCGUAAUGGCAAUGUCGCAUUUGGCAAUAGCAAGGGUGAGGUGAUCCUGUUCGAACCUCCCACUUCAGAGCACAUCUCUGCGCGUACCAUUUUCGACCCAAUCACAGCUCUUGCGCCCGCCGCGGAUUGUCGUACUUAUGCAAUUGGAUAUCAAAAUGGUUCUAUAUUGAUCGCGACUCUACUCCCUCAAUUUACCAUUCUUCACACUCUUACUACUUCGCGAGGACCAUCGCCCAUUAUUUCCCUGGCUUGGCAUGCAUCCUCGUCGAAACAAAAGUCAGAUAUGCUGGCAACACAGUCAUCGAAUGGUGAUCUACGAGUUUGGAGCGUGGCAAAACCACCAGGGAAAGAGUCACCUCGAGUGAUUAGGGUAUUGAAACGAUCUGAUUCAAACUCCUCUGAUCCCAAAUGGAUGGGCUGGUCGAAGAACGGAAGAUUGGUCCAGUAUUUGGAAGGGGAAACAUGGUCUUGGGACGUUCGGACAAAACAUGUUACCUACGAUCCAAUUCCCACAAUUGACGGUGUUCGAGGCAUCGCAAACUACGGGCCUACUGCGACUCUAUUCACCGUCGGCCCCCAGCACUCAGUCCAGCAGUAUGAUUUGGAAAAUCCGGCAAUGGUUGCAAAUGUCCAACAUCUUCCAAUCAUUCCCCGGCCUGGCACCGCGGAAGGCAGUCGAUCACAAACAAUGUCCCCACGGCGGUUGCAAGAUGCCCCUGAUAUCCGAGAACCACCAGGCGCGGCCAGACGAACGCCAUUUGACGCAAACAGCAUUGAGAGUAUUAGACAGAGGGCAGAUCUGACGAGCCCGGCUUCAUCGCGCAGUCGGACGGAAUCGGUGAGCUCAAAGGCGUCCUCAGGGAAGUACAAUAUGAGGCCUUUCUCUCCACCGAGUCGAUCUGGCCAGAGUGCUACGACAUUUUCGAUGACAUCGGCUGGUCGUGAUACGCCACAGGCUUCUGCUUCGUUUGCGUAUCCCUCCUCAGUCUCAAUGUCAUCUGUGAGAAGCUCGAGGGCGGCAUCGCGAUUGCGAAAUGAGGUUCAUCUUAGCCCUGCGGACAAGAACAUUGUGGAUCUAUUCCCGUUCACUCGGGCUCGCUUGAUUGAUGUGCCUUACAAACAGCAGCCGCCUAUCGAUGAGACGAAUCUAACUUCGGAUGAUCUUCGGCUGCAGAUGUUGAGCGUGGUCUUUGGCUGGGACGGAGACAUCCAAGAUCUGAUCAUAGAUGAGUUGAGCCGCCACGCUGUGGGUAGUCAAAGCGCUAUCCUCUUAACGCAAUGGCUUGGUGAGAACGACACGGAUGAAAUGGCCUCGAUGAUUAGCUCUGGGCAGGUAACAACCUCCGACUGGAUGAUCCUUGCCUUGAGUCAGAUGAGCGGCCAAGCUCAAGCAAACAAGGUUGGACAGGCAUUUGUACAGAAGCUACUUGAGAUUGGGGACAUACACACCUCGGCCGCUAUAUUGCUUGGUCUCGGGGACAGCAACGAUGCCAUAGAAGUUUAUGUUUCUCGCAAUCACUUCAUGGAGGCUAUCCUUAUGACAUGUCUCCUGUUCCCAUCGGACUGGCAGCGCCAGUCAUAUCUCGUUCGUCGAUGGGGAGAACAUGUCGUUACUCACUCCCAGCAACAACUCGCCAUUCGCUGCUUCAUGUGCACGGGAGCGGAACCAUCAGAACCAUGGGCAUCUCCAUCUGCCCAACAGACUUCAUCUUUUGCAGAGAUGAUUCGCGCCAAGUCCCCUGUCACCUCACCCGAACCUUCGCAAGCCAAUAUGAUGCCACCCGUCCGGCCAAGAUCCACAUCUAACUCGAAACCUGCAGUGAAAACGCCGGCUCUCAAGCUCAUUACUUCCUUUGAGACACAGCCAGGGCGAUUCCGCUUCCCUGGCUUGAAGUCUGACGAUCGUACGCCAACAAAUGCACCUGGAAUCACACCGAUUGCUGAAUCCGCGGUCCCCGAUUCGGCAAUGUCCCCUGGUGGAUUUGGCUCUUAUAAACUGAACAAUAUCCAAAGCCUAAAUCACGCAAUGACUUCUCGAACAAAUACCCCUUCUUUCAAUCGGCGUCGUCUACCCUCGAUAGGAGAGACACCAGUGGAUGUGCACCCUCCAAGCUUCUCACGGUCAAAUUCUUACAGCCAAAAUGAGUAUAGCUCUACCUCCGAAAAUGAAACGAGUGGACACGACCAGAGCCAAGAUGAGAAGGAGAGCAACAGCGGUCUUCUCACUUUGUCAGCCGCGAAAUACAACCCCAGUCUAGACUCUGUCAAACCCAGUCCCCAGACUGCUAUACAAGGAGGGACAGACAAGUUUGCCGCAAUCAAAGGGCUUCCAUCACCAGCAGCUGGUGUAUUCGAGGCUCUCACAAACGAUGAUCACCGUAACGGGUCCCGAGACCGAAAACCAGACGGCCUUCAAAUCGAGACAUUGGAAGGUGAAAGAAAUCCGCAGGACCGCUCCGAUUUGAUUCCCAGCGCCAAAAGCACCGCUUCGACAGCUAAUAGCUAUGCUUCGGCUAGGAGCCCAAGUGUCAGUGGUCGCAGUAUCGAUCAAUACAUCAGUAGCCUUGAUGAAGCGAACUACCAUGCGAGAAAGUUCCGUCCACAUACCCCGGGCCGUGGAAGACGGAACCCAGACGACACUGCCAGCCAGAGCUCAAGAGUCAAUCGCUCGCGUGAUGCCUCCCGAGAUACCCGCGGUAUGAGUGAGCGUCGAUACAUUCAACCUGCCAAGCGCUCUCCUUCCUCACCGGUGCCUAUGUCUCCUGAAGAGUUGGCUCGAUACCAUAUCGAAGAGUCUGAAAAGCCAGCUGAAACACGGAAGCCCAAGUCUCGCACCAGAAGUUCUAGCAAGGUGAGAGGACCAGAUUCUCGGAACCGUCAGCGCUCUUCAAGUCGACACGCUGCAAGCCGCCUCGGGACAGACAGACGAGACGCCUCAAUUCGAGGCCGCAGCAAUGACCGACAAGGAUCCAGCGUUCGAUCGCCAUCGUCACCUCUUCCUAUGGCAUAUCCCACUGAGGAAUCGUCUCAGGAUGUCGACAAUCCUUUGAGACUUGUCGAGAGUAACCAAAAGAGACUGCGGUCUCGCCACCGAAGUGCCAGUCUGUGA